Odobenus rosmarus divergens (Pacific walrus) is the source of this 418-nucleotide messenger RNA. RefSeq names its product melan-A (gene MLANA). The transcript is spliced from 5 exons. Gene Ontology annotation, cellular component: melanosome; endoplasmic reticulum membrane; trans-Golgi network. Lineage: Eukaryota; Metazoa; Chordata; Mammalia; Carnivora; Odobenidae. The record is from RefSeq and is a predicted model, not a curated record. Bases 62 to 418 code for a protein of 118 amino acids.
GGCCAGCCAGCAGACAGAACAGUCCCAUCCAGAAAGGUGUCCUGUGGCCUGUCCCCACAAGAUGCCAAGAGAAGAGGCUCACUUCAUCCUUGGUUACCCCAAGAAGGGGCACAACCACUCCUACAUCACAGCUGAAGAGGCUGCAGGGAUUGGCAUCCUGAUGGUGAUCCUGGGAAUUUUGCUGCUCAUUGGCUGUUGGUAUUGUAGAAGACGAAGUGGAUACAGAAGCUUGAGGGAUAAAAAUAUUCAUUCUGGCACUCAAAGUACCUUAACAGGAAGAUGUCCAUUUGAGGGGUUUGGUCACCAGGACAGCAAAUUGCCUUUUCAAGAGAAUAAUUGUGAACCUGUGGUUCCCAAUGCUCCACCUGCCUAUGAAAAACUCUCUGUAGAACAGUCACCACCACCUUAUUCACCGUGA